Molecule: messenger RNA, 9882 nt
Organism: Porites evermanni
Lineage: Eukaryota; Metazoa; Cnidaria; Anthozoa; Scleractinia; Poritidae
Source: the annotation of a GenBank genome assembly
AUGAAGGUCUUUAAAUUCUAUUUCGGUAUAAGCCUGAUCGGUAUUUACAUGGGAUUUCUUAACGGCUGUCUUGCAACAUUACGUUCCGCGCGUUGUAGAAGCCGAUGUUUCGCCGCACAGGUGAGUUAGUUGUUGAUGAAUCAAAUUGUUUAGACAUGUUGUUGAAUCUUUGACAUAUCGUGAUCUCGUACCUGUUGUACUUAAGUACCAGUUUUCCUGUGGAAUAUAAGUAAUUCAGAUUUGUCCUAAACAUUGUUGAAAGUCACCUUUUUAUCUUGUUGCUUUGCUCUCUUAAUGUUUUGCCUUCCGACUUUGCAUCCCCACCUACAAAUAUUCCAGAGAUUCGAAGAAAAAUCUAACUAGGACUGCACUUGUGGUUGCUAUGAUCUGGUACAAGUUCGUUUACUAGCUUAAGUAGGAAUGUGAAUCUGUGCACAAAAUAGGAUGAUCUUGGCGAAAAAAGUAACAUAUCGGUUUAGAAUCUCAGUUUGGUUCCCUAUCUUCGCGCGUGUUCAGGUGCAAGCCGAAACUUUGGAUUAGCCGUUGGCAUAUUUCUUAACGUAGAGUUUCUUGCAAAUCCGAAGCAACAUGAAAUUAUUUUGUGCCGAAUCUAAAACUCUAAAAAACGUAAGAUCCACUCAUUAACUUGGGGAGAGCAAAAGUAGUGAUUAUUUGCUAUAAUUGAUCUUAAGCAACAUCAAGUAUUUCCGAUAUGUCAGCAUAUUUUUCCAAUUCUUGCGAGUAUCGGGUGAUUUUGAAAACUGGCUGUUUGUUUGUACACUAGCGGUUGCGGACACUUUGCAUACGAGAUUACAUUUUCAAAGUACAUCGAAGAGAAUCGUGCUGUUUUGUUAUGAAAGAAACUUUUUUGCGUAAAAUAAGCAGAUUUCUCACUUUGAUCAGUGACUUCAUACUUCGCAAAUGCAGCCGAGAACUUACAAGAACCCUGAACGGAUAUUCUUUGUAAUGCAAAUACUUUUCACUCAGCUCGCUGGCUUUUAAUUUAAUUUGUUGAAAUUGAGUGGUAUCUCUAAUGUGCUUCGUGUCUGUUUUACGGAAGUCGGAUUUGUGAUAUUUCUCGCUUUUGGAAGUGGCAAAUUAAUGCAAAUUUUCACAUCUUCCAACUCACCCUAUAUAUUGCUUCACAGUUUUAAAGAAUUGAAAUUGUUUUCUACAAAAUUUGGACGACGGGGAGAAACGGUAUUCUAGCAUCAUUCGAUUUGAUAGUUUGGAAAUCAGACGGGAAUUUCGGAAGGUGUAAGAUGGAAAGACAAUGUUGCGACCAAAAUUAACAGUUCUAUUCAAAGUUUGUCUCUAAUGUCUUUUUUACGCUACAUGUAUAACGACUAGUCUGGAAAGGCGCAAUAUUUUAAUGAACAGUGUAACACACAUUAAGCUUAAUUUUUCUUAUCAAACUAAAUACCAUAAAAAUCAGCAUUAGACUUCUUCAGCUGAUUUUGAAACUACUGUUAAUAGUUGCAUCACGUGAAUUUUUUUCAAUUUAGUAAGCUACGGAUACAAAAUACCUCCCAUCGAGCAUUUGGUCAUUUGAAAAAGAUUAAAAGUUUCAUACUGUGCUUCGGGCAAGAAAAAAUAAUUUUAUUUUAUUCCCAACUGCUUACAUUUUUAAAAGAUUUAAAGCCUCUAAGAAUUGGCAGAGCACCUUCAGGCACAGCAGCCCUCAAAAUUCAUUGAAGUGAUAUUGUUAUGCAAUGCAAUGUCUAGCCACACGAUACCUAUUGCAAGCUGUUUAGACCCCCAAAAAGCAAUGUUUUUUCCCCAUGAGGUUCAAAUCUGUUUUCAUUAUCCACAAAAUCGAUUUGAUACAACUGUGCUUAUUAAGGUGAGAGUCACUGGAAAUGUGAAUGGAACAUUUUCCAGAGAAUGACUGAAGAAAAUGGCCUUUUAAAUGAAUUAAAUGAGAAUACUGGUACAGUAAUAAGUACAGUAUUAUACACACAUAAAUUUCUGUGCGUAGAAACAGUAGAAAUAUAUGGUAUGGUUGAAUUUUAUCCUUGGCUUAAAUUUUAUUUUUCUUUGUAUCAUUAUAUUAUAUAACCAUACCCAAAAACAAAGGAAAGUAAAGUAAAAUUUAACCAUUGUUGAUGAAAAAAUUGAAUGACAACAUAUAUCAUUGUUGGAUGUAUUAUUAGAUCAGCUGUUAAUGUGGUUUUAGCUUAAUUAUGCAACUGUCUGAGACAAAAAUGCAAAGCAACCUUUCACUCCAAUAAUAACUGGAAUAGAUAGCCCAGUUUGAGAAUUAUGUUUACAAAUUCAGCCAAAAACUGCUUAUUCUGAUUUUUCCAUACUUACCCUGGCGAGAGAAUCUGACCUUUAACUGUGGUAUUUAACUCAAUAUACAUGAACUCAUUAUUCCCUAUCCUCUUUCUGUGGCUCUUUUCUUGGUGGGAAAAACACAAGCCACAUAAAAAAAUAAAGAUGCUCAAAUUAACAUUGUGUGGUUCCAGAAAAUAUCCAUACCCCCCCCCCCACCCCACGGAAGAUCAUUGGAAAUUCCGACGGGGAGGGGUAUGGAUAUUUUCUGGAAUCCCCCCCCCCCCCACCCCACGGAAGAUCAUUGGAAAUUCCGACGGGGAGGGGUAUGGAUAUUUUCUGGAACCAUACAUUCAUAGAGUUGGCACCUCAAUAAAUACCAAAGCCAGAUCCGGCCCUUGAAAUAAGGGGGGACCCAGUCAUCCAGACCCGAGAUAGUGGGGGUGGGGGGGAGCCUGAUCUCUAAAAAACAUUUUUUUGGGUCCUUCGGGCCUCAGUUUGGUCUAAAAAUAAGGGGGGUCCAGGCUCCCCAGGCCCCUUCCCUGGAGCCGCCCCUGAAUACAUGUAUUAUUGUGUUGACCAGAGUAAGGAGGCUGUAUUAAAAUUUAAGACUUAAGCCUUCCUGAUCAUGCUCUUUUAUACUCAAAAACUACAUGUUUGAUUUCGGUAGUGAUAUAAAAAGUAAGGAUAAAUUGAAGAAGUAGACCCUGGUUGUUCACACAUUGGUAGCACUUUCUAUUGGAUAAAUCACUAUCCAGCAGGCGCUGUUUGUUCAAAUGCUGGGUAGCACUAUCCACCAGAUAAAUCACUAUCCAGUGGAUAAGUAUUACAAGAACCAACUGCGAUAUCCACUGAGUAAAGAUAAGAAUCCAGUGGAUAGUGUUAUCUGCCUUUCCCACAUGCAACUGGGCCCGCAUAAUUAUUGCAUUGUCUACUGGAUAGAUAUUUAUGCAGUCGAUAGCAUUAUUCACUGUUCAAACAACUACAGGGGCCCUGGCCACAAGUGCAUUUAAAAGAAAUGAGAUUAUUUGAGGAAUGUGACCAUGUACAUGUGGUGGAUCACAAAGAGUUUUUGUUACUGUAAAAUACACAUUUUUUGAAGCUUUUAUUGAUUGUAUAAUACUUUAAUGUCAGGUAUAUUUAUCACUUUCUGCCAACUUAUUUUUUUUUUGAAACAUACAGCUACAUGUCUAAAAUUAUGCAAAAGCUGGAGUGGAGACAGCUCACCCGAUGCAUUAAGAAUACUGUAAUCCAUCUAACUCAACAUGGUUUCUUUGUUCCUUUCAAUUUAUUGUUUAGGACACAGCCACAGGCAAUGAUUUUUGUGUAUCACAAUCCUGUUUAGUGGUAAGUAGAACAGUUAUAUAAACAUUAUGCCUGAUUCACAGAUAAUAAUAUCAUUUGGGGUAAAAAAAAAAAAUCAAAUCUUAACCAAAAAAAAUUGAAGUCUGUAUUAACCUAGUGUUUUCAAUCUUCAGUGUUUAAAGCCAUGUAAUGUCAGAGAGGCACAUGUUUUAUCUUGUUCACUCAUCUGUGUAAGUAUUAAGACAGACUAUAUAUAGAUAUUAAGCUCUACUGAGAUAAGUCAGCAAGGUGCCUGCAUACUCAUGCCAGAGUGUGACAAAAGUAAUGCUGCAGGGGCUAAUGGCACAACCUGCUGGGGUGGCAUUUGUUUUAAUCCAAAGUUGUCCAACAGCGUGCAUUGUUUGCCUUGAUAAAGUAAAUGUUUGUGAAAGUGGAGCUUUGAAUUUGUAGGCCUACAAUGUCACUACUGUUUAGCAACAACUUCCCCAAAUAAAUUAGGGCAAGCGAUUUUUCAAAUUUUCAUCUUACAUUGUGUAUACAGCUGUAACUCCAAGUAAGAGUAAGGAAGACAUUAUAAGAAAAGACCCAAGUCAUGUUAUCAGAGGUUUAUAAGUUAUAUAAGUGCUGGGUUUCAUGUCCCUAAGAGCUAGCUGCCAACUAAGUUCACUCGCUGAAAAAGACCCUACCACUGGCUCAAAUCGCUCUGGUGAACUUAAAAAUUAAUGUGGGGUAAUCUUGAAGGUGCAGUUUAGUAAUUUAAAAAAGCCAGCCUGACCAAUUGAAAAGCCUGCUUGUCCUUAGCUACAACAAUCCCUGAUAGUGUGAGACAAUUUUUGUUUGUGAAAAAAUUGUAAAAAAUGCAUAUAGUGUAAUAUUAGGCUUUAACGUACGCCUAUAUUCAAACUUUUUGUUUCCUUUCUUAGGGAUUGUAUAAUAUUUCUAAUGUAACUAAAGGAAUAUGUGAAGAUUCUUGUAAAUUCCUUCAGAAAAUACAUCUUGAAGGUAAGAAAGUCCACAAUGGCCAAUAAUAAAUAAAUUGACAUUUUUGCUUAGUUACUAAGCUAAAAGAAAAAGUUAGGGGAAAAGACAGUAUGUUAUAUUUUAAUUUAUUUACUUCACUCUUUAAUUCUGGCUGUUAAAACUCUAAAUGGACUUCAUCUUACUUUUGCUUUGACAUUUCCUACCCAAUGUAUCAAGUUGAGUGCUCUGUUUGGAUGACUGUCUUUAUCUCUGUUCUAACUUGUUAAAGUGGCCCGAAGACUUAUAUUUUUCUCAUGGAAUUGUGUAGUGAUUUUCUCAGUCUAAUUCUCUGUCAAGUUUUCCUUUGAUAUUUCCUGUCCAAUAUUUUAAACAGAGCAACUAGAAAAUUCUCGUUCUGUAGUCUUCGUCUAAGUUUGCCAAGCACAAAAACAUUGUGUGGCUACUAAAAGGAAAUGUAUCUAUUCUAUGCUUGUGUAGACUUUUAGACUGGAGACAAGAACUAGCUGAGACAAAAUUGCUCAGCAAUUCUAAAGUUGUGCCAUCUUUUUUUUGACAGAGGGAAAUUCAACAUGCCCAGAAGGAGUUUCCAAUUAUAGUAAAUGUAAGUUUUUAAAAACUCUAAGAAUAAUCGUUUUGUUUUAACUUUGAAACUGAGGUCUCCAGCUAGGGUAGAGCUGUUGAUGGUUAAUUCGCACAAACCCAUGGCUACUAAUAGUCACCACUUCAAACUUCAAUACAACUGCUUCCAAAAUCUUAGCCCUGCUCUGGCCCUAGCUUUCCAGCGGAUAUACAUUGUAGAUUGGUUUCUCAAAUAGUCAUCUGGACUGGAGAACCAUAAACCCACCUUUAAAACAUUACUUGAUUUAUAUCUUAUAACUGGGGUAAUCCAGGGAUGGACUUGCUAACUUUCCAUAGGGAGAGAGGUGGGGAUACUCAUAGUACACUGUAAAUGCUCAAAUUAGAGCCUGCCUUCAAAUAAGUGCCCCCAUGAGGCCAAAAAUAUUAAUUAUGUACCCCAGUUCCCUCUCCAGGAAAGAAGUAAUGUCAAUUAUUUGUAUAGAGUAGAAAUGGAAGCAGGAUUUUACCGGAUUUCACUUGCAAAGCUAAGUAAGAGGAGUAGCUUAGAGGAGACAGGACUUUGUGAUCAAGCCACCGCAAACACACAGAUUAUGGAUAUGUUCUAGUUUACUAUUAAGCAGAACCUCGAUAUAAUAAUGACCUCUAUAUAAUGAAGUCCUCGGUACAGUGUAUAACGAACGAUUUUCUUAGCCUCAUUAGUUAAGUAAAAUGUAAGAAAAAGAACCUCAAUGUAACUAAACCUUGUUAUAACAAACAAAUUUUGCCAAACCCUUGGCUCUUCAUUAUAUCGAGGUUCUACUGUAUUACAAUUUCUAUUUACUAGAACUAACCAAGACAAUUCAUGUUACUUUGUUACUGUCAUAGCCACUGUGUUAAUACAUCUGAAUAAUGUCAUUUUUAUAUUAUUUAAGGUGUGUUAAUGAAACCAGAAAAUGUGCAAGUUGCUGCACCUGUAAGAAAUAAAAGGUUAGAAAAUUACACCAUUAGCUGGAACGGAAAAUGGCCAUCUUCAACAGUAUUUGUUGUUCUGGCAAAACAAUGGAAGAAAGGAUCAUCAACAGAUGCCAAUACUGUGUGGAUAGAGCUAAUGCAGGUAUGACAACUCAACUAUACCCCAACCCCACUGAAAAUAUUAAAAUGGAUAGAACUGAAGCAGGUAUGACUCCAUCUACAAACCCCAAGGCUAAUCUGAAAAUAUCAUAAAAUUCUUUCUGUUUGUUCUUUCAAUAUUAUUCAUUUAAUGUGUCCACAGCAGGAUUAGCUGAGUCGGUAUAGCACUUGACUGCAGAGCAGGAGUUCAUGAGUUCCAUUCCUAGGGCUACACCAAUAUUCAGGGUCUUAAAAUAAUUGAGAAAUAAAGAAUGAAGGUGCUGCAUUUUCUCUCCUUGUGUGGCUUGCAUAACCACAGAAAAUGAGGGCCCCAUCUCUAGUAGAAGGUGUGAAAAUGGUGUUCCCAAUAUAGUACUUUGUUGCCAAAUACAUUGACACUCAAAUAAAGUGCAUUUUUUCCUCAGGAUAUUCAAGUAAUUAUAAGAACCUGUCGUUCCACUCAGCUGAGUGUCUAAAAACUAAAACUAGGGCAGCUAAUUAGUGUGUAUAGAAACAAAGCAUUAUGGCAGUUAAGCUACAAUUACAUAUAGUUAGAAAGUAGACAUCUCUAAAUCUGGAUAACAUAGUUAUAAGAGUUCACUAAAAAAAUCUUAAUAAUCACAAAUUAUUUAUAAUAAUCUACAUAUUAUUUUUUACUGCAUAGACUACCUUGCAAUCUGUCCAAGUGAACCUUCAACCACUGUUUUGGUACCAGUUCAAAGUUGCAGCAUCUAAUCAGUAUGGAGCAAGCCCAUUUAGUCUACCAAGUAGAUUAAUGUUCGCAAGACCACGGCCACCACUUCCUCCAAGAGCAUUUAAUGUGACAGAGAUGCAAGUAGUCAAGGGAAGGGUACAAGUCCAUGUGGUCUGGAAGAAACCUGUCAGCAGUUUUGGUAAUUAAAGACUUAAGUAAAGUUACCCCGGUAACUCAAACUCUGAAGGCAAAGGGAAAAUAGUGUGGGUUAGCAGGGGUUCAAGACAAGUUAGUUAUCACUGAGGAUUGAUUGAAUUUUCUAUUUGCCACUUUAAUUGACAGUUACUGAUUUUUCAGCACUUCAGUGUAUAGUACAGUGCAAAUUUACUUUUUUUUAUGAAAAACAAUGACAUCAUUAUGCAUUAAUUUUUUGUGAUAAAACAUGAUCUGUUCAUAUUGCUUAAGUUAAAAUCAAAUUGCUGUAUAAGGUUAGUUUUUGUGUGUUUUUUUGUAUACAAAGAGCUAAUGGGAUGGCAUCCAAGUGGGGUAACAAGAACCAGUGAUAUCUAAAUCAAGGGAAUGGAAAUUUAGUUUGAGUUAAUGGGGAAUUCAAGUUAUUUGAGGUUGAGUUAACUGAGUUGAAACGACUGAAAAGUGGGUUGAAAUCCAAGGGAAAUUGGACCUACAGUUGGAAUUAGCAGGGAGUUCAAUUUCAAGUUAUCAAGGUUCUUCAACGUCACGAGUUAAACUCCUUUUGAUCAUGAGGAGGGAUUUUGUGGAUCAUAACCCUUUAAGCCCCAAUAUCCGCAUACAAAUUCUCCAAACUGAUCUCCAUACAUUUCCUUUAAGAAUUAGUUGAGAGAAUUUGAUCUGCCAGCAUUUUCUCUUUAGUGAUCAUUUCAUAAAUUCUCAUAACCUAAUCUCUCGACAAAGUAUGAAUAUUGUUGGGAGAAAAUUGAUGUUGGUCACCAUUGGGACUUAAAGGGUUAAUUUAUGGCCAACAGGGCUGUCAGAAAGUUGUGAAGUAAACGGCUGAGUUGUCAAAGUAAGCAACCAGUCCAGGGAUAUUUUAUUAAAAAAAUGCCAUCCGUAAAGAAAUGCCAAGCAGAGAGUAGCCAGCCGAUACAAACAAAGUAGGUGGCAAUUUUUGCCGGCAGCCUGCUACUUUUGACAACCCUGGGCUAAAAAGUCCUACGUACGUAAUAUGACACAGGCUUUUUUCUUUACAGGGCUCCCAGUAAGCGCAUACCGUUUGUCUUGGAGCAGGAGACUUGAUGAUAAAACAAAAAAAUAUAUGGCCCUCAAGGUGACAGAUAAGCACACAAUGGGAAACACCACUGAUUACAGAAUCAAUGACCUGUUCCCUAAUACAACAUACCUUCUGGAACUCAGAGCAAUGACAACGUGGAGGAGACGCAACCUAAAAAGUAAACGCGUCACUAUUAGAAUAAGAACACCAAGUGAUAAUGCCGGUAAGAUAUAGUCAAGCAGAUAAUUAACAAUAUGUCACAAUCGCUAGGCUGUGGAUAUGACAUGGUGGAUACCCAGUGAGGCACACAGCACAGACUUGGCUCUAAACAUCUCAUAUCCUAUACCUGCCAAGUGUCAUGAUAGGUGUGAAUGUCAUGUCUGCGGAUUGAAAACUUCCAUCUUACGCCUACUCACGCCUGUGUUCCAAUUUCUCAGUGCAUGUAAACACUAUUAAUAAUAUUUUGAGGCCAUUAAUUAUGGCUGCAGGCAGGAAGAAUUUAGGAUGGCAAAAAGUGAAACAGUGACCACAACAUUUUACACAAAGUAAAGGUGGAACACUUGCUGAACAGCUGUCAAGAAAUGGUUAUGAUUUCUGAGAAUUUACUGGAUUGGCUAAGGAUGUUGAAAGUUGCAAAAUUUUGCCAUCCCACAACCAGCUAAAAAAAGGCCACUUUCAAUCUGAGCGGGCUAGUUUUUAUAGAAAAAAGGCUAGGCUAAGCUGAGAAAGUGAGAACCUAAAAUUGCAUUUAACAUUCUAUUGCCAAGGUAUAUCACCUACAUUUACAUCCUAGCUGUCUACUUUACAACAUGUACACGAGGACCUGCACACAAUGUUGCCGAAGUAAACAAAACAUUAGAUAUUUUACUGCAUGCAGCUGUAAAUUUACUGCACAAAAUACCCACACCACUUUCAGUUUCUUUUUAAUAGUAAUCUUAUUUGUAAGAGUUACGUAUUUACUAUUAACUGCCAAUCCCUUUUUUAUCUCUAUUUAACAGCUAAACUACAUAUACAGAACAAACCUCCAAUAAAAAAGGUCAAAUUUGGUGAUAUCUUUAAGAACACUUCAAAACCUCGUGUUGACCUCACCACGCAUUCUUCAUCUCCUCCUACAGAUGGUAAGUGUACCUAGUAAGUUGCUAGGGUGUGGUCUUCCAGAGGGGCGGGUGGUACUCCACAUUAUGGCUUUUACAGAGAGGCCCACCAAAAAGGGGUACCAUUGCUGUCAGAAAUGGAUAUGAAAGGGUAAGGGGUUGCACCUCAUGGCGGAGCCUCUCUAUAUACAUGUAUCACUUCUGCAAUCCAAAAUAAUAAAUAACAUGCAAAAAUUCAUAUAAACCAAUACAUAAAUAAAUACACUGUAAGCAAAUGGAACAUUCAAGUAAAAAUAAGCACUCACUUUUUCCUCAUCACGUUCCUUUAAUAUGACAGGUAAGUAUUAACCAGCUCCCCAGUCUCCUUAUUUUCUCCUAUAGGUAUAACCUUGCACUCCUCAGGUGUCUUGUUCACUUUUUUGUCUUUUGUGUAAUGAAGGCACAGAUAGCUCUAAUUAAAUGUGCCUUUUCUUUCCUUAGUGGUGACAUCAAGUAAUGAAGGUGUUUCUGCAGAUGUCAAAAAACAAAGAAGCAUUGGUCAAGUUAAUACAGUUUCAUGGUUUGCCUUAAGUACACUAAUGAUUCUAACUUAUAUGGUACCCUUUGGCCUGAGGUAG